AUGUUCCGGGAAUACGGAGAAGCCGGGCCCAGCUCGGGGGGCGUCCACUACGGCCCCUCCUCCCAUCCCCCCUCCUCGGCGGGGUCCCAGCAGAAACUGCCUUUCGUGCCCACCCUCAACGCCGUGAGCAGCAGCCAGGACCUGCAGUGGAUGGUGCAGCCUCGCUUCCUCGGGCCUAGCGGCUCCUUUCCGCCCUGCCCCUACCCGAGACCUCUCCCCUACUCGCCCUUCGGCCACCCCGCACGGCCAGGGGUCAUUCGGGCCGUGGGGCCCGCCCCGGGGGUCCGCAGGAGGCACAACGAGCAGAUAAACCCGGAGGAAGAGGAGCGACGAAGAGUGAGGCGAGAGCGAAACAAGCUUGCGGCGGCCAAAUGUCGGAACCGGAGGAAGGAACUGACGGAUUUCCUGCAGACGGAGACGGAUAAACUGGAGGACGAGAAGUCGGGGCUGCAGAAGGAGAUCGAGGACCUGCAGAAGCAGAAGGAGCGGCUAGAGCUGGUGCUGGCGGCUCACAGGCCCGUCUGCAAGAUCCCCGAGGACGAGGACGAGGAGCGGGAGCCUCCCCCGGCGCCCGCCCCGGCCCCGGCCCCGGCCCCGGCCCGCCCGGUGCCCAUCUCCCUGUCCCCCGUCUCCCUUCUGGAGCCCGAGGCCCUGCACACCCCCACGCUCAUGACCACCCCGUCGCUGACCCCCUUCACCCCCAGCCUCGUCUUCACCUACCCGGGGACCCCGGAGGCCUGCUCCUCUGCCCACCGCCGCAGCAGCAGCAGCAGCGGGGACCCCGGUUCCGACCCCCUGGGCUCCCCCUCCCUCUUGGCCCUAUGA
This is a messenger RNA of Tachyglossus aculeatus (Australian echidna), 825 nucleotides long. RefSeq names its product FOS like 1, AP-1 transcription factor subunit (gene FOSL1). Gene Ontology annotation, biological process: regulation of transcription by RNA polymerase II. Gene Ontology annotation, cellular component: nucleus. Lineage: Eukaryota; Metazoa; Chordata; Mammalia; Monotremata; Tachyglossidae. Gene Ontology annotation, molecular function: DNA-binding transcription factor activity, RNA polymerase II-specific; RNA polymerase II cis-regulatory region sequence-specific DNA binding. The transcript is spliced from 4 exons. The record is from RefSeq and is a predicted model, not a curated record. Bases 1 to 825 code for a protein of 274 amino acids.